Messenger RNA from Trichechus manatus latirostris (Florida manatee), 843 nucleotides. It is a transcript of the gene LSM3, whose product is annotated as LSM3 homolog, U6 small nuclear RNA and mRNA degradation associated. The coding region runs from base 93 to 476 and encodes 127 amino acids. NCBI's taxonomy places the organism in Eukaryota, Metazoa, Chordata, Mammalia, Sirenia, Trichechidae. The record is from RefSeq and is a predicted model, not a curated record. The transcript has 5 exons. Gene Ontology annotation, cellular component: U6 snRNP; P-body; precatalytic spliceosome. Gene Ontology annotation, molecular function: RNA binding. Gene Ontology annotation, biological process: P-body assembly; mRNA splicing, via spliceosome.
CUCUACUUCCGGUGCUUUGGGUCCUUGCGUUUACCGAGGCCGGAUGCAGGCGUGUUCUCGCGAGAGGAGGUAAAGGGCGCAGGGUUUGAAACAUGGCGGACGACGUAGACCAGCAACAAACUACCAACACAGUAGAGGAGCCCCUGGAUCUCAUCAGGCUCAGCCUGGAUGAGCGCAUUUACGUGAAAAUGCGAAAUGACCGAGAGCUUCGAGGAAGAUUACAUGCUUAUGAUCAACAUUUAAAUAUGAUAUUGGGAGAUGUGGAAGAAACUGUGACUACUAUAGAAAUUGAUGAAGAAACAUACGAAGAGAUAUAUAAACAAGGACAUUCUGAACCGGCUUUUUUUAAUCGCAAGUGUGUGUUGGUGAAGAAUUUGAUGAGUACCGGUAAAGUUUGGUGCAACUGCCUUUAUUUGCUAAGUCAACGAAACGGAAUAUUCCGAUGCUCUUUGUUCGAGGAGAUGGUGUUGUACUAGUUGCCCCUCCAUUGAGAGUUGGCUGAAACAAAGAAUUUAUCCUGUGUGGAAAAGAGGAGACUUUGUACCAUUGCCUCGUUAAUGUGGAAUAUAUUCAAAAGAGAAACCUGCAUAAAUUUUUGAUACUUCACAAUGACCAAGGGUUCUUCUAUUCCUGAAAUGAGUUGAUUUGCAGAUAACUCACAAGUUCUUAAGCUAAAUGGCAUUUUUAUUUUUCUCCAACGUUUCCAAUAAAUGUAAUCACAGAAAUGCAGAACUCUUUUUGCAGAUAAUUUUGGAUUUUUUUUUCUUAAAUUAAAUCUGAUUUUUUUCCCUUUUUGGUUUUUUAAAAGACAGUCUCUUGUGAAUUAUUUAAAAUUAGCGUGUU